This is a messenger RNA of Ramularia collo-cygni, 813 nucleotides long. Its product is annotated as related to TIM barrel metal-dependent hydrolase. NCBI's taxonomy places the organism in Eukaryota, Fungi, Ascomycota, Dothideomycetes, Mycosphaerellales, Mycosphaerellaceae. Gene Ontology annotation, molecular function: hydrolase activity. Bases 1 to 813 code for a protein of 270 amino acids. The record is from RefSeq and is a predicted model, not a curated record. The transcript is spliced from 4 exons.
AUGCACGUAGUAGAACCGGAUAAAUUCCCCCUAGACGCCGCAGCAAAAUACACCCCAAAAGCCCACACUCUAGCCCAAGCAAGCACCUUCCUAAACCAACUCGGAAUCAAAAACAUGGUCAUUGUCCAACCCUCCAUCUACGGCAACGAUAACUCCUGUACCCUGGACGGAUUAAAGAAUCUCGGACCCAAACACGGCCGAGCAGUCAUCCAAUUCGAUCCCGCAGUGACCUCCAAGCAGCAACUUCAGGAAUGGCAUGAGAUGGGCGUUCGAGGCGUACGAAUUAACUUCAAAAGCGUCGGUGCGGAACCCACGGCUGCGGAAUUGGAGAGUACUUUGCGUGAGUAUGCUGAUGCGGUGCGAUCCUUUGGUUGGCCGUUGGAAUUGUACAUUGCGUUGGAGAAUGUACCGAUGCUGGAGAGUUUUGUCGAUGGUUUGGGAGUGAAGAUUAUUGUGGAUCACCUGGGCCAUCCAACCGCCAAGUCGCUCUCCGAUGCGCAGUCUGCUCAUGAUAUUGCGGGGUUCUCUUCAUUACUCAAUCUCUUAAAGCAAGGCAAUACUUGGGUAAAGAUGAGUGCGACCUAUAGACUAUCAUCAGAUCCCUCGAACAAGGUCAUUGAGUCUCUAUGUAAAGAGACCCUCCGCGCGAGACCAGACCGAAUUGUGUUCGCCACAGAUUGGCCGCAUACACGCUUUGACAACAUCGAUGUGAGCCAGUACCUGGAAAAAGUGCUAGAUUGGAUCGACGAGGAGGGAGUAAGUCCGCAUCAAGUUCUGGUGAAGAAUGCCGAGGAGCUUUUCAAUUGCGAGUGA